AUGAGGGUAGAAUGUUUGAUGCUGGUUGCCUUAUUGGUGCUGGAAUAUGUGUGUCGGAGUGAAGCCAUGUCCACCUGUAAGUCGCUGGACUUGGAGCUGGUGAAGAGGAAACGCAUUGAGGCCAUUCGUGGACAGAUACUGAGCAAGCUGCGGCUGCCCAAGGAGCCAGAGAUUGACCAGGAGGGAGACACUGAGGAGGUCCCAACCUCCCUGAUGUCCAUCUACAACAGCACAGUGGAGCUGAGUGAGGAGCAGGUGCACACAUACAUACCGCCCACUCCGGAUGCAGAAGAGGAGGCAUACUUUGCAAAGGAGGUCCACAAGUUCAACAUGAAACAAAGUGAGUACACUUAGCACACUACCCUUGUGAGUAUAACAACACUGAGCCUUUUUCUAAAAUGUUUUAUGAGAUUAGAGGACACAUUGGGAGGGAUCUUAGGCCAUUCCUCCAUACAGAAUCUUUCCAGAUUCUUGAUAUCCUUCGUCUGCGCUUAUGGACUGCCCUCUACAAUUCAAACCAGUGGUUUUCAUUGGAGUUCAUGUCCAGAGACUGAGAUGGCCAUUGCAAAAUGUUGGUUUUGUGGUCAAUUAACAAUUUAUUUGUCGAUUUUAUGUGUGCUUGGGGUUAUUGUCUUGCUGGAAGAUCCACUUGCGGCCAAGUGUCAGCCUCUUGGCAAAGGCAACCAGGUUUUUGGCUAAAAUGUCCUGGUACUUGGUAAAAGUUCCUGAUGCCAUUGUCCUUAACAAAGGCCACAGGACCAGUGGAAGCAAAAUAGCCCCAUAACAUCAAAGAUGCACCACCAUAUUUUACCAUUGCAAGUAACAAAAUAGAUUUGAGUACUUGUAACAAAAAUAUUUCUCUGUGCAACUGUAUUAGUAUAAAAUAAUAGAAUUUCCAAAUGUUUGAAGCAUACAAUAUAGCUCAGUAUUUGUAUGACUUAGUCUUUUUUGCUCAUCUUUAUCAAGGGUGCCAAUAAUUAUGGACCUGCCUGUAUACCCAUGCAUGCUGACUACAUGCAUACACUUCCUGCUGCUUACACAGGCUCUGGCUUGUCAGGUUAAAGUGGAUGCUUCUCUAGCCUCACUUCAGUCAGGUAUAGGCUUGUUAAAUGGUUGAUGUGUGUAGGGGGAUCUUCAAAGGUUGAUUAAGAUAUAAAGCCUAGCUAACCACAGGCCUUCACCAUGGUAAUUGAAUAGCAAUGCAAAAAAAAGUAAGGAGUAUAUGUUUUUUGUCAUAAUCUUUCAUCAAGGCUGGCUGGCAUGUACAGUUAUUUUAACAGUAACAUUUCAUCUUAGGGCAUACCAUUGGAGAGGCGUGCGAGAUAUUUGCAGACCUGUGCCUGUUUGGCAACGCUUUUCCCAAGUUGGAAAGUAUAUCCGUGGACGGUUCUGAUAAGGAAAUUGACGUUUGCAUCGCUGAGCAGUGCCCAGGAAUGAAUUAAGUCCAAUUGUUAGAUGCUACCACCCCCCUCGAAAUCAAAACCAAACAUGGAUGUCAAUGUUUGCGCGUACACGCUCCGUUCUACUUCCCGUCUGCAGCAGCAUGUUGCCCAAUAGUCUGAUUAUCUAGACAAAUGUGUGAAACACACCGGUGUGUGUGCUAAGCUAGACACAACAUGGAAUCCAUGUUUGUUUUGAUUUAGAGAGGGGGGGGGGGGGGGGGGGGGGACAUCUAACAAUUGGAUGUAAUUAUUUCCUGGGCACCUCUCAGUGACGCAAACAACGAGUUCCUUAUCAGAACCGUCAACCGAUUUCUGAUAUACUCUCCGAUGAGGGAAAAGUGUAGCCAAACAGGCACAGGUACGGGUCGGCAAAUAUCUCGCAAGGUGGCUAAAUGUUAUACAGCUACACUCUGGUCUAGGAAAUGGACUAGCUUCCAUCUUGAACUGUAAAGGAGUGAAAUAAUGUUAGACCAUAUUGUCACCUAGAAUGUGGAGGGUGAGACAGAUGGAUGGGGCAAGGGAGGUUUCCUCUGACUGAUUACCGUGUGCUUAUCUGAACAGCUGGCAGGAAGGAACACUUCAGGAUACAUGCUGUUAAAUGACUCAAGUCGUGCCCUUGAAAAUAAAGUGGCUUCUAUCCCUGUAUACCAUGAAGCAUCUGUCAAACUUUUCACCACACUGGAUUGAGCGAUGCAGAUAGGGUUAGCAGGCAAAUGAUUAAGCAAAGCAAAGCAAGGCUAUUUCAACCUUGUCUUAUGUUGUAAAUAGGAUGAAUUUGAAAUAGUGCUGUAGUUUCUGACUGAGCAAACUGCAGUUGGUGGAACAUUUUUAGGAUGUAAAUGUGUAUAAUUAUGUCCUUUAGAUAAGGUUGUUGACUGGAAAUGGGUGUUUCUUCCAUUGGUUUACUGAACUGACUGCAAUUGCCCUGUCUGCUGUGUUUAAAACCACGGCCUGCCUCAACCUUUUACCUCCCUACCAUAUGUUUCCUUCCCUUUGCUGGAUCCUUCCCCUUUUUCUGUCUAAAAGACAGUAUAAAUCUCUGCAGUAUAAACUUGUUGUCCAGGCAGUCACUCUGAGCAGGUUAGGUUUGCCCCAGAAGCUCUCAGGAUCGUGACCUCAGAUUAGCUCCUUUUUUAUGCUGCUGGUUUAGUGUAAUGCUAUGUGGCGAUGCAGCAUGGUUUGCUCUUGAGAACCCAAGGUGGCAUUCUGCCUUAUCCCUAGAGUUCUCAGGCGUAAGUAUCGCCAAGAGGCUGGGACCAUGUGAACUACAAUCCCCACACUCUGUUUUAAUGUUUAGAAACGUUAAUAAUCCUCGCUUGCAAUAAGGUUUUGGAAACAUAAAGCCCUCUCCUGUCACAUCAAAAUAAUGUCACAAAUGCAAAAUAUACACUUACUGUACACUGUUUUAACCAGUUGCAGCGGACAUUAUUUUUCAGUUAUAACACUUUUCUGGCUUCCUUAUUUCGUUACACACAGGUAUUCAGAGCACUCCAAAUAGCUGAUUAGCACAGGUGGUCGCCUCUGUUUCCUGUCUGUCUUCCGUAAACAACCGCUGUAACAUGGAAAUAUGUCUGUUUGGGAACCUUAUAAAGGUUCUAGUAAUUUAACCUUUUGUUUUUAGAAAAUUAUUUCCUUAUGUUUCCAAAACUGUACUUCAAGCGAUGCGCGUUAAUGUUCAGACCGAGCAUCGGGGCUCUUAACAAACCCCCCCGGACAGAAGAUACCUUUGUGAAUAGAUGCUAGAGGAGUUAUCUAGCGUCUAUGAAUAGACUACAGCAUGGUAUGAUCUGCCCCCCAGAGCAGGCUCACUUCCUCAGCGGCCCUUCCAAUGUGUAAUUAUUGUUACAGACUCACAGGGGUAAUUUGGCUCCAGUGGAUAGUAUUUGAGGCAAAGCCAAACCUGAAACUGCAUUUGCCUCUCCCUGAUCGUGUCUUUAUAUAACAAAAUCCACAAUAGUUUUAUUACUGGUACUAUGGUAAAAUGCUUUCUCUAUGCCCUCUAUGGCACUGACAGGUCCAGUAGUAGAAAUAACUAACAAUCACUAGGAGACUGACUCUCCUUCUUUUCCAGGUGAGAACACCAGUAAGCACCAGAUGCUCUUCAACAUGUCAGAGAUGCGGUCAGUAUUGGGGACUGAUCGACUGCUCUCUCAAGCUGAGCUCCGUCUCCUCAUCAAGAACCGUGGCAUGUCCGACAGCAGUGAGCAGAGGCUGGAACUCUACAGAGGCGUUGAAGAUGAGGCACGUUACCUGAAGUCCCAUUUUGUCUCCAAGGAAUGGGCCAAUCGCUGGGUGUCCUUUGAUGUUACAGAGACUCUGAGGGAGUGGCUGCAAGGGGCUAGUAAGUUACAAUUUCCUUUAGGGUUGUAAUUAUAACUGCAUAACACAAAUAGUAUGUUGAAACACUGACAAUCAUAUCCUGUUACAAAUCUGUGUCUGAUUGAAGUGGCACUACAAAGAAGGCCCAUAGCAAAGCAUGUGUAAGAACUGUUCAACAGAAUUUUACACCUAAAACAGCAGACCUAUUCCUUCAGGUUUAAAAAUAAGUUUGAUACACCAUUAUAUUUUGAUUUUUACAACAUUUUCCAGGAGAGGAGCAAGGAUUCCAAUUGAAGUUGCCUUGUGAUUGUGGGAAACAAAUGGAAGAAUUCCUCUUCGAAAUAUCAGGUAUUUGCAGUCUACUAGCUAUUUUCACCAUAUUGAAAUCAACUCAAGCCAUGCGUUUUCUGACUAGCCUCCACUGUGAAUCUCUUUACUGACAGAUGUGUCAAUGUUUUAUACAAUAGGGAUGUUCAAGCGAAGGGGAGAUAAAGAAACUCUCUUCACGAACAUGCCAAAGCCUCACAUUUUGCUGAUGUCACUUCCUGUGGAACGCCACAGCCAGCUUAGCUCUCGGAAGAAAAGACAAACCACUACUGAAGAGAUCUGCUCAGAGUGAGACUAUCCUUUAUUCCACCGGCCCAAGAGAACGUUUAUAACUAUCAAUUGAUGUCUCUUAAAUGUGUACUAACAAAGUUAAUCUCUUUUAGCUGAUUGAUAUACUGUAGGCCUACUUAGACGCCUUGUUAACGCACUGUUUGUAAGAGAUACAGUGAGGGAAAAAAGUAUUUGAUCCCCUGCUGAUUUUGUAAGUUUGCCCACUGACAAAGAAAUGAUCAGUCUAUAAUUUUAAUGGUAGGUUUAUUUGAACAGUGAGAGACAGAAUAACAACAAAAAAUCCAGAAAAACCCAUGUCAAAAAUGUUAUAAAUUGAUUUGCAUUUUAAUGAGGGAAAUAAGUUUGACCCCCUCUCAAUCAGAAAGAUUUCUGGCUCCCAGGUGUCUUUUAUACAGGUAACGAGCUGAGAUUAGGAGCACACACUUAAAGGGAGUGCUCCUAAUCUCAGUUUGUUACCUGUAUAAAAGACACCUGUCCACAGAAGGAAUCAAUCAAUCAGAUUCCAAACUCUCCACCAUGGCCAAUAAAAAAGAGUUCUCCAAGGAUGUCAGGGUCAAGAUUGUAGACCUACACAAGGCUGGAAUGGGCUACAAGACCAUCGCCAAGCAGCUUGGUGAGAAGGUGACAACAGUUGGUGCGAUUAUUCGCAAAUGGAAGAAACACAAAAGAACUGUCAAUCUCCCUCGGCCUGGGGCUCCAUGCAAGAUCUCACCUCGUGGAGUUGCAAUGAUCAUGAGAACGGUGAGGAAUCAGCCCAGAACUACACGGGAGGAUCUUGUCAAUGAUCUCAAGGCAGCUGGGACCAUAGUCACCAAGAAAACAAUUGGUAACACACUACGCCGUGAAGGACUGAAAUCCUGCAGCGCCCGCAAGGUCCCCCUGCUCAAGAAAGCACAUAUACAGGGCCGUCUGAAGUUUGCCAAUGAACAUCUGAAUGAUUCAGAGUAGAACUGGGUGAAAGUGUUGUGGUCAGAUGAGACCAAAAUCGAGCUCUUUGGCAUCAACUCAACUCGCCUUGUUUGGAGGAGGAGGAAUGCUGCCUAUGACCCCAAGAACACCAUCCCCACCGUCAAACAUGGAGGUGGAAACAUUAUGCUUUGGGGGUGUUUUUCUGCUAAGGGGACAGGACAACUUCACCGCAUCAAAGGGACGAUGGACGGGGCCAUGUACCGUCAAAUCUUGGGUGAGAACCUCCUUCCCUCAGCCAGGGCAUUGAAAAUGGGUCGUGGAUGGGUAUUCCAGCAUGACAAUGACCCAAAACACACGGCCAAGGCAACAAAGGAGUGGCUCAAGAAGAAGCACAUUAAGGUCCUGGAGUGGCCUAGCCAGUCUCCAGACCUUAAUCCCAUAGAAAAUCUGUGGAGGGAGCUGAAGGUUUGAGUUGCCAAACGUCAGCCUCAAAACCUUAAUGACUUGGAGAAGAUCUGCAAAGAGGAGUGGAACAAAAUCCCUCCUGAGAUGUGUGCAAACCAGGUGGCCAACUACAAGAAAGGUCUGACCUCUGUGAUUGCCAACAAGGGUUUUGCCACCAAGUACUAAGUCAUGUUUUGCAGAGGGUUUUGCACACUCCCUUUAAGAGUGUGCUCCUAAUCUCAGCUCGUUACCUGUAUAAAAGACACCUGGGAGCCAGAAAUCUUUCUGAUUGAGAGGGGGUCAAAUACUUAUUUCCCUCAUUAAAAUGCAAAUCAAUUUAUAACAUUUUUGACAUGCGUUUUUCUGGAUUUUUUUGUUGUUAUUCUGUCUCUCACUGUUCAAAUAAACCUACCAUUAAAAUUAUAGACUGAUUAUGUCUUUGUCAGUGGGCAAACGUACAAAAUCAGCAGGGGAUCAAAUGCUUUCUUCCCUCACUGUAAGAUGUAUAACUCACAGGUGUGUGUGUACCCCCAGCAAUUCAGAGAGUUGCUGUGUGCGAAGGCUUUACAUUGACUUCCGUAAGGACCUGGGCUGGAAGUGGAUCCAUGAACCCACUGGCUACUUUGCUAACUACUGCAUGGGCCCCAUGCACCUAUAUAUGGAACACAGAGAACAAGUACUCCCAGGUAAUACUACCAGUCAUGUACCUGUAAGCCUCUCUAUUGUUUACUGUCUAUAAAGGAUCUGUACAGUUGGGGCUUUCAGUAAUGACACUGUAUUGCCACGGGGUGAGAUUGAGACUAUAUUCAGAACAAGAUGGUCUGUAACUGUUCAAUGAGAUAUCUAGUAACCUUUUGUUUACCUAACCACAGGUACUGGCUCUGUAUAAGCACCACAAUCCUGGAGCCUCUGCCCAACCCUGCUGUGUUCCACAGGUCUUGGAGCCCCUACCCAUUCUCUACUAUGUGGGUAGACAACACAAGGUCAGUGAAUGCUGUAUUGAUAGAAGUAUCAGAUCAAACUCUCAUAACAUCCUCACUGAAUUGAAAUCAUAGUAAACAAAGCUGCUUGGUUUAAAUGUUUCUUAACAGUGUCUAUCCACUGAAUGUACACUUUUUUUCUUCUUUUUUUGCACAGGUGGAGCAGUUGUCCAAUAUGAUUGUUAAGUCCUGCAAGUGUAGCUAG
Messenger RNA from Coregonus sp. 'balchen', 6917 nucleotides. The record is from the annotation of a GenBank genome assembly. NCBI's taxonomy places the organism in Eukaryota, Metazoa, Chordata, Actinopteri, Salmoniformes, Salmonidae.